AUGUCAAGUGAAGUGACAAGAGCUGAAAACGAAUAUUCUAAAAAGACUCAUAUACAUACCAUUGCAAAUAUUACAAACUUACAAGAAACCUUAAACAGUAAAAGUGCCGUUGGACAUACACAUACCAUUGCAAAUAUUACAAACUUACAAGAAACCUUAAACAGGAAAAGUGCCGUUGGACAUACACAUACCAUUGCAAAUAUUACAAACUUACAAGAAACCUUAAACAGGAAAAGUGCCGUUGGACAUACACAUACAUCUUCUGAAAUAACAGACUUAAACGUUAGCCUUGAAAAGAAAGCAGAUAAGAACCAUACACAUACAAGUUUUACAACUGUUGCUAUAGAAAGUAUUGAAGGAACGGUUGAAGAAACUGGUGGGGAUGCAUUAUAUUGUAAACCUCCUAACUUUCCACAAGGUUUAACAUCGGAUGACGACAUAACGACGAUGAGAAACAUUAGAUGUAAAGAUGUUUAUGUCAUGAAGGAUGAAUAUAAUAUUAAAUUCACUGCUCAAGAUUUAUAUGACAAGAAAGCAGACAAAACAGAGCUUCAAACAUUAAAGACAGAAAUACUUCAAACAUUAUAUCCUAUAGGCUCUAUUUAUACGUCAAUGAACUCUACCAGACCAGAAGUAGUACUUGGUUUUGGAACUUGGACUCAAAUAGUCGACAGGUUUUUGUAUUGUGCAAACUCUUCAAAGGAAACAGGUGGAAGUAAAACGAUUUCAGGUGAAAAUUUACCUGCACACAGUCACUACAUAGAUUUAAGUACAUCUCAAGCAGGUUGGCAUAAGCAUAGAUAUUGGGAUUGGUCAGCAAUGACAAAAGGUAAAGGAUAUGAUGUUAAAGACAACGUUAAGUUUGCUAUAA
Messenger RNA from Trichomonas vaginalis G3, 871 nucleotides. Its product is annotated as phage tail repeat-like family. Lineage: Eukaryota; Parabasalia; Trichomonadida; Trichomonadidae. The annotation marks the transcript as partial. The record is from RefSeq and is a predicted model, not a curated record. The transcript has a single exon.